This is a messenger RNA of Thalassophryne amazonica, 5044 nucleotides long. It is a transcript of the gene prdm2a, whose product is annotated as PR domain containing 2, with ZNF domain a. The transcript is spliced from 3 exons. Gene Ontology annotation, cellular component: nucleus. Gene Ontology annotation, biological process: regulation of transcription by RNA polymerase II. The record is from RefSeq and is a predicted model, not a curated record. Gene Ontology annotation, molecular function: DNA-binding transcription factor activity, RNA polymerase II-specific; RNA polymerase II transcription regulatory region sequence-specific DNA binding. Bases 152 to 4294 code for a protein of 1380 amino acids. NCBI's taxonomy places the organism in Eukaryota, Metazoa, Chordata, Actinopteri, Batrachoidiformes, Batrachoididae.
UUUGUACAUUGAGGUAGAAAAACACAGCUGUUCACAACCUGCACCACAAGAGGAACAAUCUAUAAUCUUUAACGGCACUUUGGCUGCAGCUAUAAGUGUGACGACUGUUGAAACCCCCGUACUGCAGAACUGGGUGAAUCAUCCAGAAAACAUGGAAGAUUUUCCUCAUCUGUGUGGAAAUGAGGAUAUAGAGGAGGAGUAUGUGGAGGAAGAGCUGGAGAACGUUUAUACAGAGGAAACUAAUGCGACCAAAGUGUUGGCCAAGUCUCUGCCCCCAAACCUUCACAAACAUCGGAACAAAGACUCAUUUUCUUGUCAGCACUGCAAGAGACAUUUUACCAGCAGACAAGGUUUGGAAAGGCACAUGCAUGUGCACGACUUUACAAACAAGGCACACAGGCACAAAAGCAAUAAGGGCAGAGUGUCUUUUGGUACGGAUUUAGGUCAAUCCCAGCAGAAGCAGAUAAAGCUUGCACAGCAUCACACUUCAUCCCUCUCCAGCUCAGAAACCUCGACUUUGUCAACUGGAGGCCUCACAGCUCAGCCAGACAAAUUGGGAACAUCAAAAGGAUGGCAUGUCUGCAAGUAUUGUGAUAAGACAUUUUGUAAAUGUCUCAAAAAGAGACACCGUGAGAGUAACAUCCAUGAUCAACACCUCAAGUGCAUAUCUUUAAAAACAAAACUGUCGCUUCCCCAUGAGGGAAACAACCAGAUGAUGAUCAGUACAACUUCUCAAGAAGAAAGUGAGCAAGGUGAGACAGCAUCUGCCGCCGGUGCUGGUGUGCAAGCUGAAGUCCAUCAAGGUGGACGUUACAUGUUGGAUGUCUCUAGUGAUAUUUCUGAGAACCUCAGCUUUUAUAUAGAUGGAAAGAUUGUGUCAACAAGCACAGUUAGUAGUUGUGAAGCAGCUGACACGCAUGCAGGGUCCUCAGCCUUAGUUGGACUGGAGUCCCUUGUUCUUGAUGCUGCUCAGAUCAGCCAGCUUUUAAACACAGAUUCAGUUUCAGGCAAAGAGAUGAGGAGAAGAACAGCAACGCCACCCAUUUUACCACAAAUUAAAACUGAACUGGAGUCCGAGGUGGUGGUGUCUUCAUCCUCAUCGUCACUUGUAUCUUCUUUACUGGAGAGCGUGUUCCCUCAGAAUACAGAAUCCACAGUUGUGCCAAAGGAAAGAACAGUGUUUCUAUCUCCAAAACUGAAGCAGCUCCUGGAGAAACAGGAUGGCCUCCAGCCAACGCUGGCGCUCAUCACAGAUGGUCAGAAGGCUUGUUCACCUGUCUCUCUGUCUGUGUUACCUGCUGGAACAGGGGCAUUUAAAAGGAGGACUGGCUCACCAUCCGGCUCUCUGCAGCCGAACCUGUACGAAGAAGAAGCAGAAGCGGUAGAUGAAGGGGAUGGUGGUCCUGAAAGUACAGUACAGAUGGAGACCCAUCACAGCUCGCCUGGUCAUAUAGCAGCUGACGAGAAGGAUGAAUCUCCAUCUGCAGUAGAACCAGCAAUGAAUCUGGUUUCUGCGGAGAGCUGGUCUCCCGUGAUUGGCGGUAAUUCCUGUAACCAGCAACCGUUAGAUCUCUCCAAUACUGUGAAAAGAAAUGAUGUGGCUUUGGCUGAUGCUGUGCUGGAUUUGAGUUUGCAGAGGAAGUGCCUUGGUGAAUUUGAGCUGUCAUCAAAUUUGAUUUCACAAGAAGGAAUCCCUAAUACCUGCAUAGUGGACAAUACCUUAAUAAGUGACUACAACAGUAUUAACAUUACAGAUCAAAACCUCAGCAUAGGGAAUGCCCCUUUAGUGACAGACUUUGCGAUAGUCACGGGUACAGACAUGGUGACCCCAGUAGAGCCCGUUACAGAAGGACUUGUCUAUGGACUUGCUCUGCCCUCCCCUUCUUUGACUCCAUCCACCUCUAUGACACCUGUUGCCCUGCAACCAGCUUCAUCUUGCACUAUAGCGUUUACUCCCCCACACACAGUGCUCCCUAAUCCUCCUCCAUUAAUCACAGUCUUGACACCACCAAUUCCUCCACCCCUCUCGAGCACUUCAAGCCAACCAAUCCAGGUACUGGCCCCAAAUAUAUCCCCUGAACCUUUGGUAAUCUGCACUGAAAACACUUUAAAUUCUCAAGAGUGUGAUUUAAGCACCGCAUUUGGUGCUACAAAUCCGGCAAAUCUGGUCACUCUUUCCCAACCCUUCGACCCGACAGUAAAUCUGCCGGGCCACGUGUUUCUCACUGAUCAAAUGGCUCUUAAUCCACCUAUAGUUGAAGUCGCUUCUGGAUCAGAAAUGCCAUUUGCCUCGACUUUAACUUUAAACAAUUCCCUCAUCAAUUCCUACAAUAUUACCAGCAAUGCUGUUUUGAUAGAGUGUACCAUAGCCCUGGAAGCUCCGGGGAGUGUUGCCCAUAGUCCAAUUACCUUACAAGAAAACACUGUUGAGCCUCCAGCAGCUGCACAGAUGGUUGUUAACCACACAGAACAGCAACAGAUUGUAUCAGUACCCAACCCUCAGACUGUGGAACCCACUGUCCUUGUUUCCUCCAUUGCAGAAUCGGUAAGUCUAUCCACCAACACCCCAUCAAUGCCUGGCUCUCCGACAGGGGGUGAAUCAAGUCCAGAUCCCGAAUCUGUUUUCACUGCACAGCCGCCAGCUACAAAAGAUGAUGAUGCUGAGCAUUCAGUUUCCAUACCUGAAAUCUCAGAGGAAACCUCUGCAUGUUGUGAAAAAGCAGAAGAAGAAUCCCCAAAUGAAAUGCCCAGUGAGAUGGAGCAGCAGACCUUCACGAAGAACUUUGUCUGCAAUGUGUGUGAUACACUCUUCCAUUCAAUGAAAGAACUGGGUCAUCAUGUGGGUGACCACGCAGAUGAAUGGCCCUACAAAUGCGAGUUCUGCGUGCUGCUUUUUGAAAAGCCAUCUGCUCUACUUGACCAUCGAUCCAGCCUCCAUGGUGUGGGCAAAAUGUAUGUUUGUAGUGCAUGCUCAAAAGAUUUUGUCUAUCUUUGCAAUUUGAAACAGCAUCAGGAGGAAUUGCAUCCUGGCCAGCAGUGCACAUAUGAAGAAGACGAAAAGGGAAAACUAAGACCUCAGAACUUCAACAGCUCCACAAAAGUCAGCGUGGAUCAUUCAGUGACCAGUACUUUAGAAGAACCCAAGAAAUUGGUUAAAAAGGAAGAAGCUGAAGUAGACACAGCUGCUGAAGAACUCCUCACAACAAUAAAAAUCCUGGCCUCAGAUGGAGGCAAGCUCAAAGGGCCCGAUGUCCGUCUUGGGAUUAAUCAACUCUAUCCCAGCUUUAAGCCUCCUCCAUUUCCAUACCAUAACAGGUCACCUGCCGGCACACUGGCGUCUGCCACAAACUUCACCACCCACAACAUCCCACAGACCUUCAGUACGGCUAUCCGCUGCACCAAGUGCGGCAACAGUUUUGAUAAUUUGCCAGAACUCCACAAGCACAUCCUGGCUUGUGCAAAUGCCAGUGACAAAAGGCGCUACACGCCAAAAAAGAAUCCCGUCCCGCUUCGCCACUUCGCAAAAGCUCAGAAUGGAGUGUUGGCGAACACAAAUUCUGUUAACGGGCAAAAUGCUGCAUCCAGAGGCAGCCAGCCAAAUAUUGCCAAAACUAGCCAAGAAUCAGUGGAUAAGAUUAUGUUGAAAGCUUUGAAGAAAAGGAAGAGGAGGUUGAUCCACAGAGCAAUGUCGCCACGGAACAAGUCGGUCCCUUCAUCCAAUAAAGUGUCAGCUGCGCGAAGAGAUGAGCAACGGGAGCCGUUUGUCUGUCCACACUGUAAGAGGGAGUUCACACUGCGCCGCAGCAGAACCAAACACAUGAGCGUCUGUCCUGACAAACCUGAAGAAACCAAGAAAAGAAAAGAGGCCGGCGUCUCGCUCACCAAGGAAAAUAAUGGCCACCUGCAUAGAUCUGUUUCCAAUACCGAAGACAAGCGACACGUCUCUGCCCACAAUAAAACCAGACUGCGGACCUCCAGUGCUACGAAAAGACCUGCUGUUCUUCCUGGACAAACUGUCUUUGCAAACAAAAGAAGCAAAAUAGUAAUUAAAGAAAGCACCCAGUCAAACCAACAGGUACCUGCCUUAAAUGAACUUCCCAUUGUUUGCACUUUCAACUCCCCCGUGCGCCAGUACACCAGAGUGCAGCACAGUGUCAAAGAAACACCAAUUAAGAUCACCAUAGUGAAACCACAGAAACCUGCCGUGCAGAAGGAUGACCUGCCGUCCACCCAAAGCCGAGAAGCCGCAGCUGGAUCGGUUACCAGCAGCUCUAACCAGAGCAGCUCAGCGUGAAGGAAGUUCAGCCUGCCAGCAUGGAGCUGCAGGUUCCUGUUGAAGGGUGUCAUUGUACAGAUGCAGACGGAGAUAACUGCAGUGAUCCACGCUGACAUUACACUGUAAGAUGACUUGAGGACGGUAAAGCUGACGGACGCUGAAGUCGGAUGCUUUUGUAGUAGCUCGGAGGUUUGCAUUUUUCCAUCUUGUAUUCUGUCCAACUCUUGGAUUUGCACUUGGAACUGAAUCUGUGAUGGCUGCAUGUCACAGAACGAAGAAUUAACUGCAAGGAACCGAGCCGGAAGGUUGCUGUCACUCUUCUUAUACAUUGGCAGUCGUGUUCAGGCUUCAUUAUUGGCACUCUUCCUUACCUGUUGUCUGCAGGCCGCUUGGUUUAAACUCUGGAUGAUCUACAUUGAAAUAAUUCGGCAUUACGCCAAAUCCGAUAUUGCUCUUUUGGAGCGGAUAAGUACAUGUGAAACAUUGUAGAAUAAAAUGCUGUGACUUUGCCACAUACAAGCUGUUUGGGGAAGUCGGUGCUGCUGCUGAUUAUUAGUGAAGAUUGUGUUUUCAUCCUUGAAGUGAAUGUCACGCUAAGGCUACGGCCUUUGCAAUCCAAACUUGUGGAUUAAGUGUUUGGAUUUUGCAAUGUAUUGCAUGAAAGUUAAUCUCGGAGAAUGAUCCGCUACAGGUGCCAUGAAAUAUAAAUGGCAACUGGCAAAAUGGUAACGUUUCUUGACAAAGGUUGUGGUGGCUCACCUAAAAAAA